CACUCGGCUUGACAUCACCCUGCAGCACCAUUUCCAACUGCUUGUGCAGGUCCAUCUUGUUGUCGAUCGCUGCCUUGCACAUGUCGGCGUCGACGAGGAUCUGGUACGGCUGCCUGAAGCCGAAGUUGAUGUGGUACAGGCUCAUGAGCUUGCGGUAGCUCUUGGCGCGCUUUUGACGCAUUCUGGCUGAUUAUGAGGGGCGAGGAUGAUGAUGUGUGUGUCGAGUAUUGGGAUAGAUGGAAAGAGGGCGCACACAAGGAUGCCGGAGGGGAAGGGGGAGGAGGGGGAAUGACAACUUGCUCAAGACGGAACGAAAACGACACGAUCAGCGGGCCGAGCGCGCCGAAGCGCCAUAGCCACCCUUUCGUCCCUCCACCAUGAAGCUGAGCGCUUUCGUGGCUGCCGCCUUCGCGGGCGCCGCCCUCGCCGCGGAUAUCACAGGCGGGAUUAUGUGGAAUAGUGUUUGUCAGGACAUCAAGCAGCUCGGACAGGCGAAGGUGUUGCUCGAUAAUGCGGCGUACUCUGCGAAUGUGCUUAGGAGCGGGAAGUUCUCAAUCCCGGACGUUCCUGCUGGCACGUACUUGCUGAGUGUACGCGCGCACGACUACAUGUUCGAUACCCUUCGCGUCGAUGUCCCCGAACCCGACGAGAAUGGCACAUACGCCGACCCCAUCGUUCGUCCUUACGUGCCGGGCACACCUCUCGACCCUCCCACCCAAGUCACGCUCCCUUACCCGAUCGUUCUUACUGCAAGGGGGAAGUACAACUACUACACCGCGCCUACGUCCUUCAAUGCCCUCGGCAUGCUGCAGAACCCCAUGAUGCUCAUUAUGGGCGCGGGUUUCCUCAUGGUGCUCGCCAUGCCCUACCUAAUGAAGAGCGUCGACCCUGAAGCCCUGCAAGAAAUCAACGCAAAUCAGGCCAAGCUCGGUGAUAUUCAGAGCGCGUUCGCGAGUGGGGACUUCAAGUCGGGGUGCGUUCUAAUUAGUGUCCUGCAUGCCCUUUUCGGCUCAACUGAUACCUUACGCAGCCUGUCUGCUCUCAUGAAUCAGGGCGAACCGGAGGCUGCGCCUGCUCAGGCUGCCUCUCCCGCGCGUGGUAACGCUGGCAAGAAGGGCAAGCGGAGGUAG
This is a messenger RNA of Schizophyllum commune H4-8, 1130 nucleotides long. RefSeq lists its product as uncharacterized. The transcript has 6 exons. Gene Ontology annotation, molecular function: carbohydrate binding. The record is from RefSeq and is a predicted model, not a curated record. Gene Ontology annotation, cellular component: EMC complex. NCBI's taxonomy places the organism in Eukaryota, Fungi, Basidiomycota, Agaricomycetes, Agaricales, Schizophyllaceae. The coding region runs from base 378 to 1130 and encodes 250 amino acids.